Colletotrichum godetiae is the source of this 438-nucleotide messenger RNA. RefSeq lists its product as uncharacterized. Lineage: Eukaryota; Fungi; Ascomycota; Sordariomycetes; Glomerellales; Glomerellaceae. The transcript has a single exon. Bases 86 to 265 code for a protein of 59 amino acids. The record is from RefSeq and is a predicted model, not a curated record.
AUAACAUGUACGUAUUCAUCACUCUGCUCUGGUCUGGGCAUUGGUCCCUUGUUGUGACUUGUGGAGGGCACAUCGUGAAGGGUACAUGAGAGUAAGGACUGGGAAUUUUGGAACGGACGUCCUCCAACGGCUCUACCCACAUCCUGUCUGCUUAGCAACGGGUGGGUUAAUUUGCGGGAGGUUGAGACUCCAAGAAGCAACAAGCGAUUCAAGAGAUGGACAAGCCGUUGACGUUUCUUGGACACGGGCACGACGGGGCAGAUAGCGCAGUGGCGCGCAUCCUAAGCUUUUGGCAGACGCAGCCACCACUUGGUCUUGUCGUCUGGGGCUGUCAGAGAGUCAGUCAAUGUCAGUGAUGCGACUUGAUGCGACGAACGGUCGAUGCUUCAGUGCAGUAGUGGUAGAUUCACAUCAUGGAAACUGGGCAGAGACGGCCAC